Molecule: messenger RNA, 2490 nt
Organism: Diceros bicornis minor
Lineage: Eukaryota; Metazoa; Chordata; Mammalia; Perissodactyla; Rhinocerotidae
Gene: GNA11
Product: G protein subunit alpha 11
Exons: 7
Coding region: 23-1102 (359 amino acids)
Biological process (GO): adenylate cyclase-modulating G protein-coupled receptor signaling pathway; action potential; phospholipase C-activating dopamine receptor signaling pathway
Cellular component (GO): heterotrimeric G-protein complex
Molecular function (GO): G protein-coupled receptor binding; GTPase activity; guanyl nucleotide binding
Source: RefSeq, a predicted model, not a curated record
CCGGGCGGCCGGGGCCGGGACGAUGACUCUGGAGUCCAUGAUGGCGUGUUGCCUGAGCGACGAGGUGAAGGAGUCCAAGCGCAUCAACGCCGAGAUCGAGAAGCAGCUGCGGCGGGACAAGCGCGACGCCCGGCGCGAGCUCAAGCUGCUGCUGCUCGGCACGGGCGAGAGCGGGAAAAGCACGUUCAUCAAGCAGAUGCGCAUCAUCCACGGGGCGGGCUACUCCGAGGAGGACAAGCGGGGCUUCACCAAGCUGGUCUACCAGAACAUCUUCACCGCCAUGCAGGCCAUGAUCCGCGCCAUGGAGACCCUGAAGAUCCUCUACAAGUACGAGCAGAACAAGGCCAACGCGCUGCUGAUCCGGGAGGUGGACGUGGAGAAGGUGACGACCUUUGAGCACCGGUACGUGAACGCCAUCAAGACGCUGUGGAACGACCCUGGCAUCCAGGAGUGCUACGACCGCAGGCGCGAGUACCAGCUUUCAGACUCCGCCAAGUACUACCUGACGGACGUGGACCGCAUCGCCACCCUGGGCUACCUGCCCAGCCAGCAGGACGUGCUGCGCGUGCGCGUGCCCACCACCGGCAUCAUCGAGUACCCCUUCGACCUGGAGAACAUCAUCUUCAGGAUGGUGGACGUGGGCGGACAGAGGUCUGAGCGGAGGAAGUGGAUCCACUGCUUCGAGAACGUGACGUCCAUCAUGUUCCUCGUGGCCCUCAGCGAGUACGACCAAGUCCUGGUGGAGUCGGACAACGAGAACCGCAUGGAGGAGAGCAAGGCGCUCUUCCGGACCAUCAUCACGUACCCCUGGUUCCAGAACUCGUCGGUCAUCCUCUUCCUCAACAAGAAGGACCUGCUGGAGGACAAGAUCCUGCACUCCCACCUGGUGGACUACUUCCCCGAGUUCGACGGGCCGCAGCGGGACGCGCAGGCCGCCCGCGAGUUCAUCCUGAGGAUGUUCGUGGACCUGAACCCCGACAGCGACAAGAUCAUCUACUCGCACUUCACGUGCGCCACCGACACGGAGAACAUCCGCUUCGUCUUCGCCGCCGUGAAGGACACGAUCCUGCAGCUGAACUUGAAGGAGUACAACCUGGUGUGACCCCGCCCGCCCCGCGCGCUUCUCCUCGUCCUUAUAACCAGCGGUUCUGAUUUCACAGCUAUCAGGGGACCUCCGUCGUUCCUUCCACACCCUUCUGCACCUUCUCACCUUUGUCAGCGGCGAGGCCGCCUUUUUCUGGCCUUGACUGGUGGCUCGCUUUUUUCUAAAAAAAAAAAAAAAAAAAAGGAAACGGAGAGGCGCGGCGUCUCUGAGACGCCCGGCGCCCCGCGGCCCCAGGGCCCCUCCCGCGCCCUCCUCCUCCCGGACACGUGGACGCGUGGACACGGUGACUCUCCCUCCUCGGUUAAGUUAUUGACUCCCCCCGCCCGCGCCGGCUCCGGCCCACUGGACUCCGAGAAGCGGGCUGGGCGGCGCCCCCUGCUGCCCACCCUGGGAAGUGCCUAACUUUUUUUUUUUUUUUGAGGAAAAAACAAAAAGUGUGGGCGGUUCCGCGGCGGAGGAGACGCGGGCCCGCCCCACUGUCCCCGCCGCCCCGGGGAGCCCGGGGGCCUCGGGCUCUCGGGGCUGUGUCCCCAGGGCCGGGCGGGGCUCCCGGGCCCUGUCUGCGCCCCGCAGCCGGCUGCCGUCCGGGCGCACCCGGGGGUCCCGGCCGGGGUGCCGGGAGGAGGCCCCCUCGGCGUGGGGGUGGCUUUUGUUCGGUGUUGUGACCAACGUGGGCAGAGUGAGGGCGGGUGGGGACGUUUUCAGAAUAUUCUCAGGUCUGUCCCCAGGAGGCGGAGAGAGAGGUGGGCGCGUGGGCUCCGGCUGACCGCUGUCCCCGAGUCCCGGGGGCCGCACGCGCGCACUGUGCCCGGCGGCUGGCACCUCGGCCCCGGGCGGCCCCCGGGCCUGGCCACGGCCGCGGCCAUGCACUGAGCCAGAGCCGCGGGGCCGCCCCCGGAGGGCCGAGGACGGGGCCAGGGGGCGUUCCUGGGGUGGAGGCGGCUCUGCGUCUCUGUGGACUGAGCACUACAGUGUCGUCGUUUGUAUGUGGGUUUUGUUUUUUUGCACAAACGUAAGGGGAACGGGCUGCCGGCGAUGCCUUGGACGCGCCCACGAGAUUGGUGUCCGCGCCGGCAGCAAAUCCGAGAAACAGCCCAGCGGUCAGCCCCGACGCCCGCCCCGUGCGCCCACCCUGCGUCCUCCUCUCGGGGCUGGACACGCGGGGCCACCGGCCUGCUGUGUCUGCUGCAGAAAGGGGGGCCUGGUGGCGAUGGGGGCGGCCGCGUUCCUGGCGAUCAGCCCCGUGGGGGCAGGGCGUGCGGGGACCCAGCCUCUCACCCCGUUUCCCUUGGGCGUCUCUACCGAGAGGGUCCUUUCUGUGCCAUUUCGUGCCGUCCCCCCAGGGCGCGCCCGCAGCGGGGGAGCAGAUGGUGCUGCCGGCCGGG